This is a messenger RNA of Microplitis mediator, 5660 nucleotides long. RefSeq lists its product as uncharacterized. Bases 262 to 3678 code for a protein of 1138 amino acids. Gene Ontology annotation, molecular function: DNA binding. Lineage: Eukaryota; Metazoa; Arthropoda; Insecta; Hymenoptera; Braconidae. The record is from RefSeq and is a predicted model, not a curated record. Gene Ontology annotation, biological process: DNA recombination; DNA integration. The transcript is spliced from 6 exons.
UCGGUUAAAUAGAUAUCUCAGUUCAUAUUUGUAAUAAUAUCCACUAGAUGUCGCACUAUUCUCUGUCCAUUUUUAAUUUCACUUUAUCGACAUUUCACCUUCUAUCUGCAUAUUGAUUGCUGUUAAUGGAAUAGUCACAGCCAUUUUCAUACUAGAAGCUUUUUUGUAAAGUAUGUCGAGUACGACAACUGCGUUGUUGAUAAAUAAAAAUUAAUUAUUACUUCUGGCAAGGUUUAAUUAUACUUAUAUUGAUUAUUAAUAAUGUAUUCCUUAAUACGUGAUGAAAAUAAUAUAUUUCAUGUUACUUUAAAAAAGAAAUGUAAAAAAAGAAAGCAUUCAUACAGUUUCGAAGAUUCAGAUGGAAAUUUUAUAUCAGGACGCUUAGAAUGUUCUAACGAUGAUAUAGAAUCUUUACGUUCGAUACAAAAAAAUCUUACAUCAAAAGUUCCUAAAGUUGAAGUCACUCAAACAUUACCUAGCCCAUCACACAAAAAAAAACUUAAAAAUAUAAUUAUAUUAGAAAACACAAAAUUACAAAAUACGAAAAAAAUUCAUAUAAUUGAAAACAGUCUCAAACAUUCCAUUAAAAACAGCGAUGGGAAAAAUUUAUUUCACGAUUCGCCAAGAUUAAUAACAAGUACACCAAAUACUUCAGGCACAUUGACAUCUAGCUUGAAAUUAAACACAACCCAUACAUCAAGCACAGCAAUAAAUUUAUCUCUUAUGGAAUCUGAAUCAAUAUCUCAAAUUAAUGGAAUUGAUAGUGUAUUGGCAAAAAAUGAUUCUCAGAUCAUAUUAGUUAAUGAAUCAGAACAGUUAUCAACUUCUCUCGAUCCUUAUUUAAAUGAUGGCGGAAAUUUAUCAUUUGAACAAUCUCUUACAAAUUUAAAUAACGAUAACUUUAUUGGUAUAGUUGAGAAGUACAAUCUAACAGAUCAAAAUAAUUUUGAUAGGAUAUUUCUAAAUUCUCAAGUUCUUGAUUUAUCCGAAACCGAGUUAGAACUAUUAAAAACUAUUGAUAGUGAAAUUUCAAUAGAUGUUUGUUUAGAAAAUGUGGAAAAAAUUGAGGAAGUAUCAACUGAAAUGGAUUUUAGUAAAAAACAGGUUAUGAAGACAAAUGAUGAACAGUUGAUUUUAAAUAAAGAAGCUUCAGAAAAUCUAAUGCCUACUGAAGUUGAUAAGGAAGUGAACGAUUCGGAUCCUAGUUAUGCACCUGAUAAUGAUUCCAAUGUUUCUAUUGAUGAGAAUCUCUACGAAAAUAAUGAACCCGGAGAAACUACUAGCAAAAAAAAUGAUGUUACAAUAGUAAUUCGAGAAAAUAUCAUAUCUCAAGGAUUUGAUGUAUCUUUGCCUAUUCGACACGUUCCCUCAUCAUCGAAAGUAUCUGAAUUAGAACAUAAUCCAAGUGACGGUGGUCUUAAUGAAGAGAGAUCUGUCGGUCAGAUAUUUAAUGACAAAAAUGGCACUAAUGACACAGAAAAAAAUGCAGGACGUAAUUCUGAAGACGUCGAUAAAUCCUCUAAAAUCUCUGAAAUACCAGAGCAAUUGGAAAAUACUGAUAAGAAAAUUUUAGUUAAGCCGUCCAACUCAGGGAGUAAAGUUCAUGCGUGUUUAUACUGCAUGAAACUACAAACACGAUUACCCAGGCACUUAGAAUUGAUUCACCCACUGGAAAAAGAUGUUAGAGCUUUCCUUGCGUACCCUCGAAAAAGUUCAAUUAGACAUGAAUUAAUUGCGACGAUUCGGAACAAUGGUGAUUAUAUAUAUAAUAGUAAUUUAGAAGGUGAAUCACUUCGUAAUCGGAUUGUGUCUAGGCGGCCUAAUGUGUCAAAUCCCAAAGAUCCAAGUGAGUUUAUGUUUUGCCCUAGCUGUCAGGUGUCAGUUCGUGAAAAAACUCUUUCAGCUCACUUCAAAUACUGUACCGGACAAAAUGGAAAAAAACGCAGAGUCAUUAAAAAACUGGCAAAAAUAUAUGAUAAUGAUUUACAUCCUGAAGCAUGUAAAAAGUUACGCAAUCUUAUUGUUUGCAUGCAUGUCGACGAUGUUUCAAAAACUUUAAAAUUCGACACUCUAUUGAUACGAUUUGGAAAUACGCUUUGUGAAAAGUACAAACAAGAUCAGCAAAAUGAACUGAUUCGGAAUCGACUUAGACUCCUUUCAAAGCUACUUGUAACGACACAAAAAAUUGAAAAACAUACAUUCGAAAAAAAUAAUCUUGGUAAAUCUUUUAUUUUCACUCCAAAAAUAAAAAACAUGACUUGUUUAUUUCACCCACAACAUAUAAAUACUUGCAUAAAAGCAGUUCAUCUCAUGGCUGGAGGAAAUGAUAAAAAUUACGAUAUGAAAUCUCCGUCGGUUGCAUCUUUAAUCGGGACUUUGUUAAAACAGCUUGGAAAUUUUUUGAAAUGUGAAAAUAUCAUGAGUAAUUUGAAGAACAAAAAUGAAGAGAUUGAUGACUUUCUGUUGGUUGUGGAAAGAAAGUGGGCAGACGUUAUAAAUAAAAACGUUCAAGAAGCGCAAAUUAAAAAGAAGAGACAAAAAAAAAUAAUUCUACCCACGACAGACGAUAUUAACAAACUAAUGGAUCAUUUACUAAAUCAACAAAUGUUAGCUUAUAAUUCUCUUAAAGAACAGUUUUCAACUGAAAAUUAUCUUUUGUUGGCUGAAACAACACUCAUGAUUGUUCAAAUGUUUAACCGGAGAAGGGCAGGUGAGAUGGAACGGGUUCUAUGGGAAGAUUUUAAACUGUAUAAUAGUCUCAAGCAAGAUCGAUUCAAAGAAAUUAUGGAAAGUAUCUCUGCCCAGGCCAGAGAGUUCUGUAAUAAAUACGUAAGAUUUUCAAUCCGAGGCAAGCGUGGAAGAGAUGUUACAGUUCUAUUAGAUGAGACUAUGUUUAGUGCAAUUGAAAUGUUAGAAAAAAACAGAUUGAAAGCUGGAAUCCGUCAAAAUAACCCGUAUAUCUUUGGGAUACCUGGAAAUUCCGACGAUAAAUAUUGUUAUUUACGAGCUUGUGUACUGAUGCGUAAGUAUUCAAAGCAAUGUGGAGCUCAAAAUCCUGGGUCUUUACGUGGAACAACAUUACGAAAACACAUUGCUACCUAUUUAGUAAACCAUAAUGCAGCUAAUAUUGAUCGUACUAAAUUGGCUAACCAUCUAGGCCAUAACAUGGGCAUACAUGAAAAUUACUACCACCUUGUCAAUGUUGCUGAAGAAAUUUGUCAACUACCGAGAGUGUUAGAAAGUGCUUGUGGCGCAAAACAUUCUAAAGACAAAAAUCACGAUUCAUCUGAUGAUUCUGAUUCGAACUCUGAAGAUGAACAAUCAGAAGCUGAUAAUUAUGAGCUGUUUCAAAAAAAUAGUCUCAUGGCAAAUUCAUCUAUUAAUGCCGGCGAAGUAUCAUGUUCUAAUUCUCCAAAAACUUUAAGUGGAGUUUCAUUAGACAAAGAUUUGGAUGAAUCAAUAAAAACUUCGUGCAGAAGGCAAAAAUGGAAUGAGCGCCACAUCGAUGCGAUGCUGAAUCAUUUUAAAGACGAAAUAAAAGAUGGACGCUAUCCAAACAAUAAAAAAAUGAUGAAAGUAUGCUCUAUUGAGCCACUAUUAAAAAACCGCUCAAUUCCAGCCAUGAGAACAUGGUUUUCAAAUUACUAUAAGAAAAUAAAGCCAAAAAAAGCAGAGUGAUUUUGAUAUUUGAUAUUAUUCGCAAGUUAUUUUGAAAAUUAUUUAGUGAAUAGAAAUAGAGGAGUGUUGUGAUAAUGAGUCAAUCGCUCUUAGGUUAGUUAUAUUGUAGAAGCAAAUGUUUCUUAACUUUUGAUAAUGCUAGUUCGUUUGUUUACGAUAGGAUGAGUAGUCAAAUCCGAACAGUGCAAUGAUACUUAAAUAUUUAAAAACGAAAAAAAAAACUUUGUAGUCUUAAAAUAAGUGAUUAUUUUAAGUACCAGCUCCGAAAUAUUUGAUAGUCAAUUAUAUUUAAGUUCAGCGCUGAAUUAUUGAUAAGUCAUUAUGAUUAUCUUCUUCUCUUUAUAUUAUGUUUUUUAAAAACAAAAUUUCUAUUUAAUUGUUACUAGCAUUAAGGUGUUUACUGAUUAUGAUUCGCUUAAAUUAUAGACAUUUUUAUAUCAUUCAAUGCGUACGUAGCAUGAAGCUUAUUGAUGAAAAAAAAAAUUGUUAUCAAUAAUUAACAUAGAUAUACUUGCAAAAAAUGUUCAAUUUUAUUUGCUAGGAUUUUUGACAAAUCCAAUUUUUUUUUGUUUUUUUUUUUUUUUGUUUAUUGAAAUGUGAAUUGCAGAACUAUUUUUACAAUUCAAAAACUAUAAAUGAUUAAUAUGUCAGAAUUAUUUUGCUCACCAUAGUUUUUUUUUUUUUCGUUAAUUUAUGAAAUAACUACAUGAUUAUGAUAUAUAGUAUUUCAUAUUCUGCUUGGGUAGAAAAACGAUCGUAAUAUUUAGAAUACUAUCAUUUAUCAGAGAACAUAUUUACAUGAUUAUACUUCAGUUUGCCUCGAAAAGUUGAUAAUAAAUCGUUUUUGUAUUUUAAACGAUGCAUCCACAAAUUGCAGAUUAAUAAAAAAAAGAGUAUUUGACCACAGAGAAUAGAAUAAUCUUAUUAAAUUGAAAAGAAUGAUACUACUAAAAUCUUCACAGUUUUUAAGGUGCAAAAGUUGAAAAUAAACAGUUUUCGAGACGUAUAAGUAAAAAGUUACGUCAUAACAAUUUCCGUUUUAAAUUGUCAAUAUUUUUUGUUUUGGGUGAACGGAAAAGUUAUAUUUCUACUAAUUUUCUAUUUAUAAUGUUGAUUGUAUGUAAUCAAUUACUUUAAUUUAACUUUUUUCUUAUUUUAAUAAUGAUAUAACGAUUAAUUUUCAAUAAAUAAAAUUUCUCUGGUAAUUAAGCAUUAUUAGUUAAUUUCUGGUUCUAGAAUAUAUAAGAUUUUAUACUUUUAUGUUUAUGCAAUUACACAAUGAUACUUAUAUUCAGAUGCAUCUGUAUUUUGUUGAAAUAAACACUUUUCUUUAAGUACGAACGUUAUACUGCCAUACAUCAAUGUGAUAAACAAUUCGUUUCUAUCUUAUCUUAAUAAAUACGAUUAGAUGUUAAUAUUAAGACAUUACUCUACCAUCAAGAAAAUAAUUUUUGUUGCGAAAUUUAUUUGUCUUAACUUUGAAAAUGAUUAUUUUUGCUACAAACCGAUAAAAAAUAAUUGAUAAUAAUAAUUAACACAGAACUGUAUUUUAUUAAAUUUGUGAUUAAUUUUUCCGAACUCAAACUCAUAUCAGUUCAUGGAAUCGCGGAUUCAGUGAUGUUGGGAAGUCAGCAAAAUUACAAACUUUUAUGUACUUUUCAUAAUAUUGUUUUAUUAUAACGAACGUUAAUUUGGAGACUACGCUGUGAUUAAUACAGUGAAAUUUUCUACGAUAAUUACGGCAUAUGGUCGCUACAAUUUACGUUUCAAUUAGAAGUCUUAGAAGUUAAGUCAAUAUUACAUGCCAACUUCUUAAUAAGGAUCAUUUGCUCAUCAGAAGUUAAGAAUAACUAGGAAAUAAUAAUUUUGAGGAAUUUAAUAAAAUUUGAAGCCACUUAUUUAAGGGAAUUUUAUCAUAUUUCACUGCUAAAAAAAAUGACUUUUUGAAAUAGUAUAAUAAUUUUGUAAAGCUCUGUACGAUG